Molecule: messenger RNA, 2605 nt
Organism: Acanthopagrus latus (yellowfin seabream)
Lineage: Eukaryota; Metazoa; Chordata; Actinopteri; Spariformes; Sparidae
Gene: pmela
Product: premelanosome protein a
Exons: 14
Coding region: 114-2228 (704 amino acids)
Biological process (GO): melanosome organization
Cellular component (GO): melanosome
Source: RefSeq, a predicted model, not a curated record
AUCUGGUAACCAUCUUACCCAAUUUCAGAGGGGGUGGUGCCAGUUUGCAGACUCCCAGUGAUGUCAGAGAGCCAAGAAGUCAGUUCACACGUUACCGCUCGUGGAACUCACGGAUGUAUCCGGUGUGGAAAGAUGGAGACUCUAGAUUCAGGAACUGUUGGUCUGGUGGUGAAGUAAGUUUUGAUCUGAAAAAUGAUGGACCCACCCUGACCGGAGCGAGAGCAACCUUCUCCAUUAAUCUGAAUUUCCCACCAAACCAGACAGUGCUCUCUGAUGGGCAGGUCGUCUGGUCCCAAAACUGCACCGUCAACGGUCGACAGUACCAGGAAGGUCAGGCUGUGUAUCCCGACCAGGGCAUUGAGCGGACUGGAGUCUUCCCUGAUGGCACACCAUUCACCAGGAACCAGAACAAGAAGUCCCACUAUGUGUUUGUGUGGAAGACAUGGGGACGUUACUGGCAGGUGGCAGAUGGACCCUCCUCCUCCCUCUCUAUCGGUACAGACAACGUCCCACUGGGCUCCUACAACAUGGAGCUAGUCAUCUAUCACUGCCGUGGCAAAGACAAGUUCAUCCCUCUUGGCUACGCCUCCACAGUCUUCGCCAUCACAGACCAGGUUCCCUUCACCAUAUCCCUCGCCCAAGUCAAUGAUGUGAACCAGGAUGACCAGAACUUCAUCCAGAACCGAGCCAUUGCUUUUAGUGUCAAGCUCCAUGACCCCAGCCAGUAUCUUAGCAACGCCGACAUCAGCUACAGCUGGGACUUUGGUGACAGCACUGGUACUCUGAUCUCCAGAGACCUCUCUGUCACACACACAUACCUCGCCACCGGGACCUUCAAACCUCAGGUGGUCGUCAUGGCUAGCAUCCCCAAUGGCUGUGGGAACCCCACUGCUGUUGUUCCUAUCGAUGCCUCUGCUGCUCCAGCAGUAGUCGUGAUUGACUCAACCCCAGCAGCUGCACCAGCAGAGGGAGGAGAUGCAAUUGCUCUGGAUGUUCCUGCUUCUGAUGCCACUCCAGCUGAGGAAGCCACAAACGCAGAAGAUGGAGAAGCAGCCGUUGAUACAGACACAGAGGCAGUUGAGGUUGCUUCAGUAGCACCUGCAGUAGUCGACGCAGCUGUUGUUCCAGAGGAGGAUACUGCUGCCCCAGCUGUAGAAGCAGAUGUCGCUGCAGAGGACACAGAUGCAGCAGCAGCAGCAGCAGCAGCAGCAGCAGCAGCAGCAGCAGCAGGUGAGGUGGCGGCUGCUGCUUCUGUCGCACCUGCAGCUGAAGAUGCUGCAGAUGCUGAUGCAGCUGCUGCAGAUGAGACCGCAGUGGUUACAGAUGCAGCCGAAGAAAAUGUGCCUGUGAUUGACGCUGCUGCUUCCGUUGCCCCUGUUGCAGAGGGAGAAGAAGCGGCAGCCCCUGCAGCCACUGAGACCACAACUGUAGAGGAGGCAGCUGCAGCUGAUACCGAGGCCGAAGUUCAGGCAACUGAGAAUGAUGUUGCAGCUACUGCAGAGCAACCAGCAGGUGAAGAGGAGGUUGUUCCAGCUGAAGGUGAAGUUCAAGCAGAAGUGGAAACAGAUCCGGCACAGGUUCCCCUCAUUGUGGCCAAAAGACAAGCACCAGAGCUGACGGCUGAUUGCAUGGUUUACCGUUACGGCUCCCUCGCCACCUCUGUGGAUGUUGUUCAGGGUAUUGAAAGUGUGGAGAUUGUGCAGAUGGCCAACGUUGUUUCAAUGGCUACAGAGUUGGAUCAGAAUGCCGUGGACGUCACCAUUAGCUGUCAGGGAAGUCUGCCCAGUGAGGUCUGCACAGUCAUUUCUGAUGCUGACUGUAUCACACCGGUGGAAACAGUCUGUAGCGCCGCCACACCUUCUCCAGACUGUCAAAUGAUCCUUCGUCAGUUCUUCAAUGACUCCGGAGUGUUUUGCAUCAAUGUCUCACUGACCAAUGAUGUUAGUCUUGCUGUGGCAAGUGCCAGAGUCAGUGUGACAGUAGCCUCCGGUGGCACCCCAGCUGGAACAGCAGCCACAGUCCUGGGUGUUAUGGCCCUCGCCUGUGUUGUCUGUUGUAUUGGUUUGAUGUACAGGCGCUUCAAGCAGUACCAGCCACUAAGAGAAGACGGUGUUGACAGUAAUGGAGGUGGCUCAGCGGUAACAUCAGUGCCUUUGUUGUUGUGGAACUUGCUGAGCCGACAGUCACCAGGAGAAAGUCGUCCAUUGCUUCAGGGGAGGAUUGUGUGAAUUUCAUCAUCAGUCUAACAUGUACAGCACUCGCUAUAAUAAUGCCUUUAUACACACAGUAAUUUAACUGUAGCAAUAAUGUAACUCCCAGUCAAUGUAUGGGAACAGAACUAAGUGUACCAAGUUAAGUGACCAGCCCCAUGUACAACAACAUUUGUAGAAAUGGAAAGGAGUCAAGUGUAAAAAUGUUAAAGCAUUUGUAGAGGAAAGUGAUAUUUAUUUUGACCUACAGUAUUUUUUAUUAAUUGGAACUAAUGCUUAUUCUUUUUUUGUGGCCUUCUUACACUAAACUAAUUGGAAAAUUGAUGUAAGCACAUUUUCAUUCAAUUUCUUUACAAUGUAAUUUAAAUCACUUAUAUCACACAAGAUUAUUUUGU